Molecule: messenger RNA, 5150 nt
Organism: Oxyura jamaicensis (ruddy duck)
Lineage: Eukaryota; Metazoa; Chordata; Aves; Anseriformes; Anatidae
Gene: ZNF142
Product: zinc finger protein 142
Exons: 7
Coding region: 19-5061 (1680 amino acids)
Biological process (GO): regulation of gene expression
Cellular component (GO): nucleus
Source: RefSeq, a predicted model, not a curated record
CCAGCCGGGUAAGGGACGAUGAGCGCGGAAGCAGCCGCCCCCGAGGCCGCGGGCGAGGAGAUGGAGGCCCUGUGCUCCCAGCUGCUCCUGCCCGCCCCGGGACGGGCAGCGGGGGCCCCGGGAAGCCCCCCAGCAGCCGGCAGCAGCCCGGACGGGUCUCCGGAGGAAAAUGGAGAGAGCCCCUGUGAGGGCGAGGGCAAGGAGGAUGGGAAAGAGGCUCCUGAGAAGGCCAAGGUGCCCCGGGCUCAGUAUUUCAAAGGGGACGUGGCGGAGGGCUCCGAGUACCUCUACAAAACCCACAUGUGCCCCGAGUGCAAGCGGUGCUUCAAGAAGCGGACGCACCUGGUGGAGCACCUCCACCUGCACUUCCCCGACCCCAGCCUGCAGUGCCCCAACUGCCACAAGUUCUUCACCAGCAAGAGCAAGCUGAAGAUCCACAUGAUGCGCGAGACGGGCGAGAAGGCCCACCGCUGCCCGCUCUGCCACUACAGCUCGGUGGAGAAGAACGCCCUCAACCGCCACAUGGCCAGCAUGCACGAGGACAUCUCCAACUUCUACUCCGACGUCUACUCCUGCCCGGUCUGCGAGGAGAAGUUUCGCCUCAGCCAGGCCCUCAAGGAGCACCUGAAGACCCACAAGGCCGAGCCCAAGAGGCUGAGCUGCUUCCAGGGGGGCUGCGACUACUGCGCGGAGGACCGUAAGGAGUUUGUCCGCCACCUCAAGGACGCUCACGGCAUCAAGGCGGUGGAGUGCAAGUACCACGCCUGCUCGCUGCUCUUCGGCACGGCCGAGGCCAUGGAGGCUCACCGGAAAACCCACUACGCCUUCCACUGCCAGCAGUGCGACUUCAUCUGCUCCAACAAGCACGUCUUCCGCAAGCACAAGAAGCAGGGGCACCCGGGCAGCGAGCAGCUCCAGUGCGGCUUCUGUCCCUACGCCACCUUCAACCCCGUGGAGUUCCACGACCACGUGGGCAAGAUGCACGCCAACGAGAAGAUCCACAAGUGCACCGAGUGCGCCUUCGCCACCGCGCACAAGCGGGUGCUCAUCCGGCACAUGCUGCUGCACACGGGAGAGAAGCCUCACAAGUGCGAGCUGUGCGACUUCACGUGCCGCGACGUGAGCUACCUGUCCAAGCACAUGCUGACCCACUCCAACGACAAGAACUUCAUGUGCACCGAGUGCGGAUACGUCACCAAGUGGAAGCACUACCUCAACGUCCACAUGCGCAAGCACACCGGUGAUCUGCGGUACCAGUGCAACCAGUGCUCCUACCGGUGCCACCGUGCUGACCAGCUGAGCAGCCACAAGCUGCGGCACCAGGGCAAGAGCCUGAUCUGCGAGGUGUGCGGCUUCGCCUGCAAGCGCAAGUACGAGCUCCAGAAGCACGUGCAGGCGAAGCACUCGCAGAACUACCAGGUGCCCACCUUCCAGUGCCGGUACUGCGCCUACCAGACCAAGUACAAGCAGGCACUGCUGAACCACGAGAACUGCAAGCACACCAAGCAGAAGGAGUUCCGCUGCGCCCUCUGCUCUUACUGCACCUUCAGCAACACCAGCCUCUUCUUCCACAAACGCAAGAUCCACGGCUACGUGCCUGGUGAUAAGGACUGGCUGGAGAACUACGCCAGCAAGGAGCUGGAGGUCUCCUCCUCCGAGGCGCUGCUUGGCUAUGAGCUCGGUGCGGCCCUGCGUGUGGACGCCAGCUCCCCCCUCUCGGGCAAGGAGCAGUGGGCAAAGGCAGCCCAGCGGGAGUCCCAGGGGGAAGAGGGCUACCAGCAAGUGUUCGUGGUGCCCCUUCUUGGGCAGGACGCGGCCCUGCCAGAGGACAGCAGCAAGGUGCAGAGAGCUACGGGCGAGGGGGAGCGGAGCUGCCCGGUCGCUGGUGACGCCCUGGGAGAUGACUGCGUGCAGAGCGAUGCUGCCACGGGCUCAGCUGAGCUUGCCGCUGCUGGGGAAGAGGCAGAGAGCUGCACGUUGCACUUAGAGACGCUGAACGUCCCGCCUGACCCCGUCCUGCAGCACUUGACUGGAGGUGCCUGCGCGGCGCAGCCGGAGAGUGUGGAGAUGCUGACCUGCAGGGAGCCUCCUGCAGCCUACGAGGUGCUGGGUUCCCGGGAUCACCUCGGCUUGGGGGACAACGACAAUGCACUUGAAGACAUCUCGGACUAUAAGGAAGAGGAGGCAGAUGUCCAUGAGGAUGAGGAGGUGAGGCUGGAGGGCAGCGUAGCAGCAGGUGCCAGCCAGGAAGAAGACACCGUCAGGGAGGCCGUGGGCCACCUCGAGGGGCCUUGUUCAGCCCCCUGCAAGCUGGUCCCAGACACGGAGAUGAGAGAGACCGGUCCAGCUGAGUUGCCAGAGGCCUGGCUCAGCGUGCUGAAGACGGCUGAGCCCAGCCACCCACCCGGCCCGGGCGAUGUGGCCGCCUCCAGCGACGACACCAGGAGCGGCUCGGAGUCGGUGCUGAAGGCGCUGCGGAAGCAGGACAAGGAGCAGGCGGAGACGCUGGUGCUGGAGGGCAGGGUGCAGAUGCUGGUGGUGCAGUCAGAGAGCCAGAUCUUUAAGUGCGAGAAAUGCUCCUACAUAACCCGUAAGGAGAAGUCCCUGUCCCUGCACUCCAAAGCCAGCUGCCAGAGCCGCCGGGCCCCGCUCGUGUGCUGUGAGUGCGGCGCCACGUUUAAGCAGCAAAGGGGGCUCAACACCCACCUCCUCAAAAAGUGCCCGGUCCUCCUGAAGAAGAACAAGAUCCUCAAGCCACCUGGCUUGCACCAGCCUUCUGGCCAGCUAGGAGACAACGGCACAGAAACAGCAGAGAGCGACAGGGGAGGCACGGAGGAGUCUGGACAUCCUGAUCCCGCCUGGGGAGCUGGAGUGAUGGCUGAUAAAAUGCAGGCAUCGGACAGUCCCUCGGCUGGGGAACAGGCACUGGGCUGUCCUUCUCCGGAGAAGUCCCUCCUGGGUGACAGCACGGAGGUGACAGAAGAGCUUUCGCAGCGCGGGGAUGGGGCUGAGCCAAGUGGAGCCGCUUGUCCCUCCCAGGCUGGGAAGCCCUCCGAGAAAUACCGGCUGGAGGGAGGGAAGCUGCACUGCAACGCCUGCUCCUUCGUGUGCUCCCGCGUCUCCACCAUCACCUCCCACGUGGAGGAAGGGUGCCGGAGCCUGGAGCAGUUCUGGUGCUCACAGUGCCCCGAGGCCUUUCGCUCCCAGCGGGCCCUGAAGAGCCACCAUGCAGAGAAGCACCUCGCGCCCCCCGAGGAGGACAGACCCCAAAGCACCCAAAUCCCCGGGGGAGACUCGGCCGGCGCUGAGACGGGGCAGCCCGGCGAGCCCCCACCGGGCGCAGCCGCCCCGAAAGCCACGCUGCCCAAGCGGAGGCGUCUCUCCUGCCCCACCUGCCCCUUCACCUGCCACCAGGAGCGGGCCAUGAAGACGCACAAGAAGCGGGGCUGCGUGGCGCUGGGCGAGUUCCGCUGCGCCUCCUGCCCCUUCACCUCCAAGGCGGCCAAAGCCUUGAGGCUGCACCGCAAGCUGCACCGCAAGCACUACAGCAAGCGGCCGCAGCUGCAGUGCCGCCAGUGCGAGUUCACCUGCAAGCAGGCCCGCUGCCUGCGGCAGCACGUGCGCAUCAAGCACGAGGGGGUGAAGCCCCACAAGUGCCGCUACUGCGAGUUCAGCACCACGCGGCGCUACCGCCUGGAGGCCCACCAGUCCCUGCACACCGGCGUGGGGCGCAUCGCCUGCGGCAGCUGCAGCCAGACCUUCGGCACCAACUCCAAGCUGCGCAUCCACCGCCUGCGGGUGCACGAGAAGACGCCCACCCACUUCUGCCCGCUCUGCGACUACGGCAGCUACCUGCAGAACGACAUCACCCGCCACGUCAACAGCUGCCACCGCGGCGAGCUCAACUUCGGCUGCUCCCGCUGCGAGGCCCGCUUCAGCUCCGAGACGGCCCUCAAGCAGCACGUCCUGCGGCGGCACGAGGAGAAGGUGGCCUACGGCUGCCCGCGUUGCGGCUUCGUGUGCCACAGCGAGGCCACGCUCAAGUGCCACGUGCAGAAGCAGCACCCGCACCUGGAGUGCGGCACCUGCAAGGAGACCUUCCCCAGCCGGGACGCGCUGGAGGAGCACAAGAGGCAGCACUUCGGGCACCGCUGCGAGCUCUGCAGCUUCGCCGCCAAGGAGCGGCAGCAGCUGGUGCGGCACUACGUGGAGAGCCACGAGCCCGCCGCCCCCCAGGACAAGCCCCUGCGGUGCCCCUUCUGCGACUUCGCCUGCCGUCACCAGCUCGUCUUCGACCAGCACGUGAAGGGCCAUGGGGGCACCCGCGUCUACAAGUGCUCGGACUGCGAGUACAGCACCAAGAACAGGCAGAAGAUCACCUGGCACAUCCGCAUCCACACCGGAGAAAAGCCCUACAAGUGCCACCUCUGCAAGUACGCCUGUGCCGACCCCUCGCGCCUCAAGUACCACAUGCGGAUCCACAAGGAGGAGCGGAAAUACCUCUGCCCGGACUGCGGCUACAAGUGCAAGUGGGUGAAUCAGCUCAAGUACCACAUGACGAAGCACACGGGGCUGAAGCCGUACCGCUGUGACGAGUGCGAGUACCGCACCAACCGGGCGGACGCGCUGCGGGUGCACAAGGAGACGCGGCACCGCGAGGCGCGCUCCUUCAUCUGCGAGCAGUGCGGCAAGGCCUUCAAGACCCGCUUCCUCCUCAAGACCCACCUGAAGAAGCACAGCGAGGAGAAGCCCUACGUCUGCAACGCCUGCGGGCGGGCCUUCCGCUGGGCGGCCGGCCUGCGCCACCACUACCUCACCCACACCAACGAGCACCCCUUCUUCUGCCGCUACUGCCCCUACAAGGCCAAGCAGAAGUUCCAGGUCAUCAAACACAUCCAGCGGCACCACCCCGAGCGCGGGGCCGCCGAGGGGGUGGGCAAGGACCCCAGCACGCCCACCGUGCACCUCCACGCCGUGCAGAGGGAGAGCCCGGCCGCGGGGCGCCCUGUGCCGGAGCUGGAAGGAGGGUGCCCCCCGGGGAAGGAGGGCGCCUUGCCAUGAGGGGGAGAUGGAUGUGUGUGUAUAGGCAUAUAUGUAUAUGGGAUGUAAGAUAGGCGGCUGUAUAAAAGGGAUCGCUCAGCUCCUUUUAA